AUGUCCGCAAACAGUUCCCCUCCAUCAUCCCAGAAGUCUGUAUUGCCUGCAACUCUUCCUGCUGUGCUUCCAACCCCUUCUCCAUGUUCAAGUCCUAAGACCGGACUCUCUGCCCGACUGUCCAAUGGAAGCUUCAGUGCGCAGUCACUUACCAACUCCAGGGGCUCCGUACACACAGUUUCAUUUCUACUGCAGAUUGGCCUUACACGGGAGAGUGUUGCCAUUGAAGCCCAGGAGCUCUCAUUAUCUGCUGUCAAGGAUCUUGUGUGCUCCAUUGUUUAUCAAAAGUUUCCAGAAUGUGGGUUUUUUGGCAUGUAUGAUAAGAUUCUUCUCUUUCGCCAUGACAUGAACUCAGAAAAUAUUUUGCAGUUGAUAACCUCGGCAGAGGAGAUACAUGAAGGAGAUCUAAUUGAAGUUGUUCUUUCAGCUUUGGCUACAGUAGAAGACUUCCAGAUUCGCCCCCAUACUCUCUAUGUACAUUCUUACAAAGCUCCUACUUUUUGUGAUUAUUGUGGAGAGAUGCUUUGGGGAUUGGUACGUCAGGGCCUGAAAUGUGAAGGCUGUGGACUAAAUUAUCACAAACGAUGUGCCUUCAAGAUUCCAAAUAACUGUAGUGGAGUAAGAAAGAGACGUCUGUCAAAUGUUUCCCUGCCAGGACCUGGCCUCUCAGUGGCACGACCCCUACAGACAGACUGUGUGGUCCCGUCCAGUGAAGAGUCACAUGUUCACCAAGAACCAAGUAAGAGAAUUCCUUCGUGGAGUGGUCGCCCAAUCUGGAUGGAAAAGAUGGUCAUGUGCAGAGUUAAAGUUCCACAUACUUUUGCUGUCCACUCUUACACGCGUCCCACAAUUUGUCAGUACUGCAAGCGGUUACUGAAAGGCCUCUUUCGCCAAGGAAUGCAGUGUAAAGACUGCAAAUUCAACUGCCAUAAGCGCUGUGCAUCCAAAGUGCCAAGAGAUUGCCUUGGAGAGGUUACGUUCAAUGGAGAACCUUCCAGUUUGGGGACAGAUACAGAUAUCCCCAUGGACAUUGACAGUAGUGACAUAAACAGUGAUUGUAGUCGAGGCUUGGAUGACACAGAAGAGCCAUCUCCCCCAGAGGAUAAAAUGUUCUUCCUGGAUCCAUCUGAUCUUGAUGUUGAGAGAGAUGAAGAAGCUGUUAAAACAAUCAGGUGUACCUGUUGGGUUCAAAUGCCAUCCUUUCACUUGGCAGCCCAGCAUUUAACCCAUCUCACCAUGGGAGUUUCCUAUAGCACCACCAACCCCAUUGCUGUGGAGUCAAUUCCACGGAUGAGAAAGAGGCAUUACUGGAGACUUGACAGUAAAUGUCUAACACUGUUUCAAAAUGACUCUGGAUCAAAGUAUUAUAAGGAAAUCCCACUUUCAGAAAUUCUUCGUAUUUCUUCACCACAUGACUUCACAAACAUUUCACAAGGCAGCAACCCGCACUGUUUUGAGAUCAUCACUGAUACGAUGGUAUACUUUGUGGGUGAGAACAAUGGAGACAGCGCUCAUAAUCCAGCUCUUGCUGCCACUGGAGUUGGACUUGAUGUAGCACAGAGCUGGGAGAAAGCAAUUCGCCAAGCCCUCAUGCCUGUGACUCCCCAAGCAAGUGUUUGCACUUCUCCAGGACAAGGGAAAGAUCACAAAGAGUUGUCUACUAGUAUCUCUGUAUCUAAUUGUCAGAUCCAGGAAAAUGUGGACAUCAGUACCGUUUACCAGAUCUUUGCCGAUGAGGUGCUUGGCUCAGGCCAGUUUGGCAUUGUUUAUGGAGGAAAACACAGAAAGACUGGAAGGGAUGUGGCUAUUAAAGUAAUUGAUAAAAUGAGAUUUCCAACAAAACAAGAAAGUCAACUCCGUAAUGAAGUGGCUAUUUUACAGAAUUUGCACCAUCCUGGGAUUGUCAACCUGGAAUGUAUGUUUGAAACCCCUGAGCGGGUCUUUGUAGUAAUGGAAAAGCUGCAUGGAGAUAUGUUAGAAAUGAUUCUGUCCAGUGAGAAAAGUCGUCUUCCAGAACGAAUUACUAAAUUCAUGGUCACUCAGAUACUUGUGGCCUUGAGGAAUCUACAUUUUAAAAAUAUUGUGCACUGUGAUCUGAAGCCAGAAAAUGUGCUGCUUGCGUCAGCGGAACCAUUUCCUCAGGUGAAGCUGUGUGACUUUGGUUUUGCCCGAAUCAUUGGUGAGAAGUCCUUCCGGAGAUCUGUGGUGGGAACUCCUGCCUACUUAGCACCUGAAGUUCUCAGAAGCAAAGGCUACAACCGUUCCCUGGACAUGUGGUCAGUGGGCGUCAUUGUGUACGUGAGCCUCAGUGGCACAUUUCCUUUUAAUGAAGAUGAAGAUAUAAAUGACCAAAUCCAAAAUGCUGCCUUUAUGUACCCACCAAAUCCAUGGAGAGAAAUUUCUGGUGAAGCAACUGAUUUGAUAAACAACCUACUUCAAGUGAAGAUGAGAAAACGUUACAGUGUUGACAAAUCUCUUAGUCAUCCCUGGCUACAGGACUAUCAGACUUGGCUUGACCUUCGAGAAUUUGAGACUCGCAUUGGGGAGCGUUACAUUACACAUGAGAGUGAUGAUGCUCGCUGGGAAAUACACGCAUACACACACAACCUGGAAUACCCAAAGCACUUCAUCAUGGCUCCCAAUCCAGAUGAUAUGGAAGAAGAUCCGUAA
Molecule: messenger RNA, 2670 nt
Organism: Elephantulus edwardii (Cape elephant shrew)
Lineage: Eukaryota; Metazoa; Chordata; Mammalia; Macroscelidea; Macroscelididae
Gene: PRKD3
Product: protein kinase D3
Exons: 18
Coding region: 1-2670 (889 amino acids)
Biological process (GO): protein phosphorylation
Molecular function (GO): protein serine/threonine kinase activity; ATP binding
Source: RefSeq, a predicted model, not a curated record